Macrosteles quadrilineatus (aster leafhopper) is the source of this 2067-nucleotide messenger RNA. Its product is annotated as 52 kDa repressor of the inhibitor of the protein kinase-like. Bases 1 to 2067 code for a protein of 688 amino acids. The transcript has 3 exons. Gene Ontology annotation, molecular function: protein dimerization activity. The record is from RefSeq and is a predicted model, not a curated record. NCBI's taxonomy places the organism in Eukaryota, Metazoa, Arthropoda, Insecta, Hemiptera, Cicadellidae.
AUGGGCGCAGGGACGUUCUCACAAGGCCCGGUGAAAUGGGUCCAAAGAAGAAACUUUCUGGAUGUCAGUUUAAGAACAUCCGAAAAGAAAAACAAAAAGAGGACAAGAACAUCAGCACUUGGUGGCUGGCUUUUAAAUGAAAAUAAAGAAAUGGGAAAAAAAGAUACACCUUCUCAAAUACAAGAAGAAGUUAAAGAAGAAGACAUCAAAAAUAAUGAAGGCGAAGAAGAAGAAUGCAGCAUGAUACCUUUAUCAGAAGAAGGUGACGACGACGACAACCGCAGCUACAUAACUCCAACAAUACCAAUGGACGUUGACACAAACCUCGCUACUUUAGAAGAAGACUGUGGUCCUCAGCUGGAACCAUUCACAAAGAAUGAACGUUUGCGUGCUGCUGUUGAGGAAGAGGAAGGGUGUAGUUGUACGCCUACAAAUGAAGGCAAAGAAAUUGAAAUAAUCUACGACGACCCCAAGCAAUGGCCUGAAAAUUUUCGAUCUGAUGCAAUACAGAACGAGGUUAUUGAGAUUUUAGGUAAAAAGGUUAGGUCUGAAAUAUUGCAAGAUAUCAAAAAUGCCAAGUACUUCUCAAUUAUGUUUGACUGCACCCCGGAUACAGCACGUUUAGAGCAGAUGAGUCAAAUAAUUAGAUAUGUAAAAAUUGUGGAUGGAGAGUGUGUAAUAGAAGAAAGCUUUGUUGACUUUAUCAUAAGUCAUCAGAAAACUGGAAGAGGUUUAUCUGAAGAAAUAUUGGACAAGCUGAUGAACGACGGCUUAGAUAUCCAGAACUGUCGGGGGCAAGGCUUCGAUAACGGUGCAAAUAUGGCUGGAAAAUAUGAAGGUGUCCAAGCUCAUAUAUGCCAGCUGAACGACCUUGCCAAAUUUAUUCCUUGUUCAGCUCAUAGCUUGAACCUAGUUGGCGUGCACGCAGCAGAAGUGUCAGUUCUAAUGAUGAAUUUUUUUGGAAAAGUGUUGGAGUUUUUUAAUUUCUUUAGUAGUUCUACAAUACGUUGGGAAGCCUUACUUGAUUGUGUAAAAACUACCCUGAAGAGACAUUGUGAGACAAGAUGGUCUUCUAGACGACAAGCCGUUACAGCACUGCAGAAGAACUUGCCAUCAGUAUUUAAGGUGCUACAAAACAUGGCCGAUAGAAGCAACAAUUGGAACUCUGACACUACAUGUGGUGCUACAAACCUGUUAAGACAAAUUGAUUUCGAAUUUGUAUGCCUCCUAGAGAUUUGGACUGAUGUGUUGAUCAGUUUGGACUGUACCAACAAAUCACUACAAGGAAAGACUGUCACUCUUGAUGUAGCAUCAAGUUUACUAUCUGGCUUGGCAAAACAGAUUCAACAUCUACGAGAACAAGGUGUACAAAAGUACAUAGACAAUGCCAAACUAAUCUGUACUUCUAUGUCCAUCGACAGCAGUUUUGCCGAAAAACGACUAAGAAGGGUCAAGAAAAUGUCUGGGGAGAUGGCUGAAGAUGAAGCGCAUUUAAUUAGCUCUGAAAAAAUCUUUGAAAGAGAGUGCUACUCUGUAUUUGACAAACUUAUGAGUGAAAUGGAUAACAGAUCCCAUAUUUAUCACAACAUUUCUUCUGACUUCAGUUUCUUGUCUGACAAAUCUUUAAGUAGGAACUCUGUAUGUGACCUUCAAAAAUGUGCAGCGGACUUGGGUGUCAAAUACAGCAGAGACAUUGACACUUUUGAACUAGUAAAUGAAGUAGCUGCUUUUAAGUUCCAGGCAAAAGAGCUUGUAAAAGACUUGGAGAAGGCAUCUCACUUGGAUCUCUUAAAGGCCAUUUCAAAAUACGAGUUGAAAGAUGCUUAUCCAAAUGUAGAAAUAUCCUUACGGAUAUUUUUAACGAUGCCUGUCAGUGUUGCAUCUUGCGAGCGUAGUUUCAGCAAGCUCAAGAUAAUUAAAAACUACUUGAGAUCGAGCAUGUGCGAAACUCGACUGACAAAUUUGGCAAUUUUAUCAAUCGAGUAUGACAGAGCAUCCAAAAUUGAUUUCAAUGAAGUAAUCAAUGAGUUUGCUCUCGUUAAAGCAAGGAAAGUGCAAUUAUUGUAA